UCAACAAGAAAUCUUCUGCUCCCUAAUCAUAGAUGAAAUGGCAAUACAACAGAAGGUGAUGUACGACCGUCAAGUUGACAAGGUUUUCGGCCUUGUUGACAUGGGUCCUCAACAGCGAUCGUCGACAACACCUGAAGUGGCGAACAGGUUGUUGUGCUUCGUCCUACGAGGGCUAUCGACUGCUUAUGUCAUACCAGUUGGGUACUUCUUUACCCGUUGCUUGAGAAGCGAGCAACUUCUUUGUAUGACAAAGACUGCUAUAAAGGCAGUCGAAGAGGUGGGCUUCCGUGUGACAAGGAUUGUUACCGACAAUCACCAGUCAAAUGUUGCCCUAUUCAAGGGCCUUUCAGAGGAAGGCACGCUUGUGCAUGUUGUGCCACACCCAUUCAGACAUGCUGAUCCUCUUUUUUUGUCUUUUGAUCCGAAUCACCUGAUCAAGAACCUCAGAAACAAUUUUGUGGAAAGACAGAUGACCGACGGAGAUAAUCUCAUUCAAGGUGGCUUCUAUUUAAAGAAGCUACUCGGCAUUCAGUCACAGCUGCUCGUAAAGCCAGUGAGGUUUCUAACACAGUCACACGUUGAGCCGAACAACCUCGAGAAGAUGAAGGUGUCGAGGGCUACGCAAGUGUUCUCUCCUGUCGUGAUAGCGACGCUUGAGUUCCUACAAGAAAACCCGCAAUGUCACCCCGAUGCGACAGAAUUUCAAGACUGUUUGCCCACCAUCACCUUCAUGAAAAUGGUGUCGAAAUGGUACGAUCUUCACAAUAUUGGCACUGUGAAGCCACACGGUCAAGGUGAAGAACUCUUCUACUUUAGCGACGACGACCGCCUUUCGUGGCUAGAAGUAGACUUCAUCACGUACAUCGAAGAGAUCCAGCAUUCUGGCGGCAACACAAAAAAGAAAAUGACCAAAGAAACGUACGAAGCAACACUAAUGACUACAAGGUCAACUGUAGCGUUGAUACAACACCUCUUAGACAACAAGUAAGUUCUUUUUUGCGUAAAUCCACGUUCACAUUUUGUAUCGUCGUUACGCAUAUGUAUACUGACUAAGUAUCGAACAAAUUCCUUUUCAGCUUUCGCUACGUCUUGACCCGGGCUUUGAACAGCGACCCUGUGGAGUCUCUCUUCAGUUGCUUUCGGCAGUUUAAUGGAGGCAAUGACAAAGUCGACGCCAGAACCGCCGUCUUCACAGCCGAAAAGCUUCUAAAGGUUGGAAUUCUCCAAGCUGCUAAGAGCGGAAAUGCUCCUCAUAGCUCAGAAACGAAUGCACCUCUCAAGCCGAAAGCCAGAGACGGCGACACCACCGCUAUGCCACUUGCGGUUGUGCUUGGUGCUAA
Messenger RNA from Rhipicephalus sanguineus (brown dog tick), 1340 nucleotides. RefSeq names its product DNA transposase THAP9. Bases 38 to 988 code for a protein of 316 amino acids. NCBI's taxonomy places the organism in Eukaryota, Metazoa, Arthropoda, Arachnida, Ixodida, Ixodidae. The transcript is spliced from 2 exons. The record is from RefSeq and is a predicted model, not a curated record.